CCAUAACUAUGACAGUGAGAAUUCUUUUACAGCUUAUUUUUCCGAAUUUUAAGUCCCUGAUAUUCAUGGUAAUCAUAUCACCAGAUUUGCCCCAUUUCACAUAACAUCAUUUUGUCACCCUUGCAAAAUGGCCGACAAGCAAAAGAGCGAAUAUUGGAUGGAAAGUCAGGGGGAGCGCAGGCGUUUGGCUGGUAACCAUUUCAUAGCGAAAGAUGCCAUGGGUGGUAAACUCGUUCGCGCGCCCGUCGAUUUCACCAAGCCAGUCAAAGUCCUUGAUAGUGGCACUGCAGACGGAACGUGGCUCCUCGACUUAGCAUUUUCUCUUCCUUCUCUACCCGUCGGUGCGCACGAGUUCGUCGGCACGGACCUCAACCCCGCCCCCUUUCCCCCCUCACCUCCGCCAAAUGUGUCCUUCGCGGUCCACGACAUCAAGCAGCCGUGGCCCGAAUCCGAGCGCGGCCAAUACUCGCUCGUUCACCAGCGCCUGACCCUCCUCGGCGCCGGCGGGGCCGGCGCCGCCUCCGUCUCCCACCUCUACUCCCUCCUUAAGCCCGGCGGCUGGAUCCAGCUCUGCGAGGCGACCAUGGUCUUUCCGCCCGAGAUCGUCAACGACGAGCGCACGCCCGCGUACUCCGAUCUGCUCCGGCUAAUGAAAAGCGUCGCGGAGCACGUAGGCGCCGAGUGGGAGCUCGGCGGGACUUUGAGAGGUUUGUUGGAGGGUGUGGGAUGCACGGAUAUCGGCGAGGAGGACGUAGUGCUGAAUAUGGGCCGGACGAAUAAAGACGACAGCUUGUGCGAAGACGGUGUUCGGGGCUGCGGGAUUGCUGUCGAAGGAUUGUCGAAGUUUGCAAAGACGUUCCCACCAGAGAAGCAACCUCUACCAGCCGAGAGGUAUGAGACCUUGAGGGCGGAUUUGGAGAAGGAACUUAAUGAAAAGGGGGCAGUCUUUCCCCUCAAGGUAGUUUGGGGGCGAAAGCCAGAGUAGACACUACGCAUAAUUAGCAGUCGCUAGCAAUAAUGUAUCAAGGCACUUAUUAAGUACAUUAUGGAUGUUCGACCCCUUUAACUUAGAUGU
Daldinia caldariorum is the source of this 1075-nucleotide messenger RNA. RefSeq lists its product as uncharacterized. The record is from RefSeq and is a predicted model, not a curated record. The transcript is spliced from 3 exons. Lineage: Eukaryota; Fungi; Ascomycota; Sordariomycetes; Xylariales; Hypoxylaceae. Bases 128 to 985 code for a protein of 285 amino acids.